AUGACACCCUUGACUAACGACAAUCCCUCCCAGCUCUCUCGCUCUCUCUUCUACUUCAGGUCAACCGUCGCUUCUUCAACAACCGCAACCAUGUGCUCCUACACGUACAGCUGGUACUACUGCAACCACGACUACUACAUCUGGGCCAACAGCAUCGAGGUCUGCCCCAACCGCCUGCUCAGCGGCUACUCGUGCGACGCCUGGAGCAUCGACAUGUGCAAGAACAUGACCGUCAAGUGCGGCGGCUUCUCCAACUACUACUGCUCCGACUGCUCCGAGGACGUCGCCCUCGAGUACGAGCUGGACGAGAUGUAA
Messenger RNA from Diplodia corticola, 315 nucleotides. RefSeq lists its product as uncharacterized. The record is from RefSeq and is a predicted model, not a curated record. The transcript has a single exon. NCBI's taxonomy places the organism in Eukaryota, Fungi, Ascomycota, Dothideomycetes, Botryosphaeriales, Botryosphaeriaceae. The coding region runs from base 1 to 315 and encodes 104 amino acids.